AGCUCUAGAUGGCGGCUGUGCCUUGGAGAGCGCGCUGAGCCUCCCUGCUUUUUUCUCCCCUCCUCCACCACUUUUGCGCAACUUUACCCAACUUUUGGGCAGCCUCGAGGGGCUCCUGCGGCCCCUGGCCUCUCGUGGGGACUGGUGUGAGGGAGAGCGAGCGUUUUUCGGGCAGAAAAGCAGCUUUGGGGGGCUCUUUCCCCUCGCUUCGUUGGAAAGAAGCAGCCGUGGAGGCAGCCCGGGUCGUUGUUUUUCCCAGCUUGGAAGCCAUGGCGUACCUCCAUUUUUGUGCGCUCUCCUAAUGAGCUUUUCCUCCGGAUCUUUUUCUCUUGCUUUAAUUAUCGCCUCUGGCGAUUAAACCACCGCGGAUCAUUUGGGAUUAAACUCUUAUUUAUUACAUUUUUUAAAAAGAAAUACUUUUUUUCACCCCGGUCCCCUUUUUUUUGGGAAACAUUUUGAAGCUGAUGUUUCCCUUCUACCCGAAACUAAUAUCGGGUUGGACCUGGCCCCGGUGCCCAGAUCAGGUAGGUGGGCGAUUAUUAACCAUCGUUUUUUAGGAUUUUUGUGCUUUCGCUGAAAACUUUGAUUUUUUUUCUUUUGCGGAUCUACCGAUCCUGAAUGACGCAAUAAAAUACCGAGAAUAUUUGCUUCCAGGGUUACUUCAGGAAAGUUUGCAGGAUGCUCCCCGGGGCUGUGUACUCUUUUAAAAAAAAAUUUGGGAAAAAUGUAAGAUUUAAUUCUUGAUUUUUUUCCCGUGCUUUUGAGCCUUCUGCAUUAUUGUAACAAAUACCAUUGCAACGUCAGGACUUUUUGUUCGUCGUGAAAUCCGAAGGCAGCCAGUGGGACUUUACCUUUCUUUCAACUUUUGACAGUAAAUACCUGGUCACAGGACUUCAAAGCAGACUUAGACACCCAUCUGCUUUUGUCUUAAUAUUUAAGAAUUAAAAGAUGAUGAGAAAUACGGACAAAAGCCGCGGAGAGGAGGGUUCAGUCCACAGCAAUGCAUCGAGUCACUCAGCAUCUGAGGAGGCCUCAGGAUCCGACUCAGCGAGCCAGUCUGACAGCGAGCAGGCCAGUGAUCAUGGGAGCGAAUCCAACAGCACCUCAGAGACCUCCGAAAGCCAAUCUGAAUCGGAGAGUGAGUCCACGGGCUCAAAAUCUCAGCAGACACCUCCUGAAGCAAAAGAGAAGCCGGCUUCUAAGAAAGAAAGGAUAGCGGACGUCAAAAAGAUGUGGGAAGAAUAUCCCGACGUUUAUGGGGUGAGGAGGUCAAACCGGAGCAGACAGGAGCCCUCACGUUUUAAUAUUAAAGAAGAGGCAAAUAGCGAGUCUGAGAGUGAGAGCCCCAAAAGAAGAGGCCAAAAGCAAACGAAAAAAACAGAGAAAUGGAAGCAGGAGGGCUCCGGAGACGAUGACGAGGACGAGCAGGAUCAAGGAACGAGUGCGGAAAGCGAGCCGGAGCAGAAGAAAGUGAAAGCCCGGCGGCCUGUCUUGAGGAGUUGUUUUAGAGCACUGGGCAAGCCAGUUGUGAAGAAGGCCCACAAGCCCCAGCGUGGGAAGAGGAGGAGGAAAACGGAGUCAUCAGAGGAUGAAGAUGAUGAUGAAGACGACGAGACCCCCAAAAGACAGACACGACGUCGAGCAGCCAAGAACGUCAGCUACAAGGAGGAUGACGACUUUGAGACCGACUCGGACGACUUGAUCGAAAUGACUGGUGAAGGGGCUGAGGAGCAGCAGGAUAACAGCGAGACAAUUGAGAAAGUGUUGGACGGGAGAGUGGGCAGGAAGGGAGCCACUGGGGCUUCCACCACCGUCUAUGCAAUGGAAGCUAGCGGCGACCCCUGUGCUGACUUUGAACCUGAGAAAGAGGAAGGGGAGACGCAGUUCCUGAUCAAGUGGAAGGGCUGGUCAUACAUCCACAGCACGUGGGAGAGUGAGGACUCCCUCCAGCAACAAAAAGUCAAAGGCCUGAAGAAACUGGAGAACUUCAAAAAGAAAGAGGAGGAGAUCAGGCAGUGGUUGGCGAAGGUGACCCCCGAGGAUGUGGAAUACUAUAACUGCCAGCAAGAACUGGCGGCCGAGUUGAACAAGCAGUACCAGAUAGUGGAAAGAGUGAUCGCUGUGAAGACGAGCAAAUUGUCCACAGCCGGUUCUGAAUUUCCAGCUCACAGCCGCAAAUCCUCCUCCAAUGAACCAGAAUAUCUUUGCAAGUGGAUGGGGCUUCCAUACGCCGAUUGUAGCUGGGAGGAUGAGGCCCUGAUCAGCAAGAAAUUCCAGCACUGCAUCGACAGCUUCAACAGUAGGAACAACUCCAAAACCAUGCCCACCCGGGACUGCAAGGUGCUGAAGCAGAGGCCCCGAUUUGUUGCCUUGAAGAAGCAGCCUUCAUACAUUGGCGGGGAGAACUUGGAACUCCGAGAUUACCAGCUAGAAGGGCUCAACUGGCUGGCUCACUCGUGGUGCAAGAGCAACAGUGUGAUCCUGGCUGACGAAAUGGGCUUGGGGAAGACCAUCCAGACCAUCUCCUUCCUCUCCUGCCUCUUCCACCAGCACCAGCUGUACGGCCCCUUCGUGAUUGUGGUGCCCUUGUCGACCCUGACCUCGUGGCAGAGGGAGUUUGAGAUCUGGGCCCCCGAGAUCAAUGUGGUUGUUUAUAUCGGGGACCAGAUGAGCAGGAACACGAUUCGUGAGUACGAGUGGAUCCACUCCCAGACCAAACGGCUAAAGUUCAACGUGCUCAUCACGACGUACGAGAUCCUGCUGAAAGACAAGGCUGUCCUGGGGAGCAUUAACUGGGCCUUCUUGGGUGUGGACGAAGCACAUCGCUUGAAGAACGAUGACUCCUUGCUGUACAAGACAUUGAUUGACUUCAAGUCCAACCACCGGCUGCUCAUCACUGGGACACCGCUUCAGAAUUCCCUGAAAGAGCUCUGGUCCCUCCUACAUUUCAUCAUGCCAGAAAAGUUUGAGUUCUGGGAAGAAUUUGAAGAUGACCACGGGAAGGGGCGCGAGAACGGCUAUCAGAGCCUUCACAAAGUCCUGGAGCCAUUUCUUCUGCGCAGAGUGAAGAAAGAUGUGGAGAAAUCUCUCCCUGCCAAAGUGGAACAGAUCCUCCGCGUGGAGAUGUCUGCCCUACAGAAGCAGUAUUAUAAGUGGAUUUUGACCCGGAAUUACAAAGCCCUUUCGAAGGGGACCCGGGGCAGCACGUCCGGCUUCCUGAACAUCGUGAUGGAGCUGAAGAAGUGUUGCAACCAUUGCUAUCUGAUCAAGUCGCCGGAGGAAAACGAACGGGAGAAUAGUCAGGAGAUGCUCUUGUCUUUAAUCAGAAGCAGCGGGAAGCUUAUUCUUUUGGACAAGCUGCUGACGAGGCUGCGCGACAGAGGGAAUCGGGUCCUUAUCUUCUCCCAGAUGGUGAGGAUGCUGGACAUCUUGGCCGAGUACCUGACCAUCAAGCAUUACCCUUUCCAGCGCCUGGACGGCUCGAUCAAAGGCGAGAUCCGAAAGCAGGCGCUGGAUCACUUCAAUGCCGAUGGCUCGGAGGACUUCUGCUUCCUACUCUCCACCCGAGCUGGAGGGCUGGGGAUUAACUUGGCCUCCGCGGACACUGUGGUGAUCUUCGACUCAGACUGGAACCCUCAGAAUGACUUGCAGGCUCAGGCGCGGGCUCACCGGAUCGGGCAGAAGAAGCAGGUGAAUAUCUACCGCUUGGUGACAAAGGGGACAGUGGAAGAGGAGAUCAUUGAGAGAGCCAAGAAGAAGAUGGUACUGGACCAUCUUGUGAUACAGCGCAUGGACACCACAGGCCGGACUGUCUUGGACAACAGCUCUGGCAGAUCCAACUCAAACCCUUUCAACAAAGAAGAGCUAACAGCCAUCUUGAAGUUCGGGGCUGAAGAUCUCUUCAAAGAAGUAGAAGGGGAAGAAUCAGAGCCGCAGGAAAUGGACAUAGACGAGAUCUUGCGCAUGGCUGAAACGCAUGAGAAUGAAGCGUCCACAAGCGCAACGGAUGAACUUCUGUCGCAGUUUAAGGUGGCAAACUUUACAACAAUGGAGGAGGAAGAAGCGGAGCUGGAAGAGAGGUCACAGAAGGACUGGGAUGAAAUCAUCCCUGAAGAGCAGAGGAAGAAGGUGGAGGAGGAAGAGCGCCAGAAGGAACUGGAGGAGAUCUACAUGCUCCCCAGAAUUCGCAGCUCAGCUAAAAAGGCUCAGGCAAAUGACAGCGAUUCGGACAUCGAGAUGAAGAGGAAGCUGCAGAGGUCUUCGGGCUCGGAAAGCGAGACGGAAGACUCGGAUGAUGAGAAGAGGCCCAAACGCAGAGGGCGGCCUCGGAGUGUUCGGAAGGACAUGGUGGAAGGCUUCACAGACUCGGAAAUUAGGAGGUUUAUCAAGGCCUAUAAGAAGUUCGGAGUUCCCCUGGAGCGACUGGAGUGUAUUGCCCGGGAUGCUGAGCUGGUGGACAAGUCCGUGGCUGACCUGAAGCGCUUGGGAGAGCUUCUUCACAACAGCUGUGUUUCCGCGAUGCAGGAGUAUGAGGAACAGUUGAAAGAGAACCCAACAGAAGGCAAAGGGCCCGGAAAGCGGAGAGGCCCCACCAUUAAGAUUUCCAGCGUCCAGGUGAAUGUGAAAGCUAUCAUUCAGCAUGAAGAGGAGUUUGCAAUGUUGCAUCAGACUAUCCCGGCAGACCUGGAGGAGAGGAAGAAGUUUUGCCUCUCUUGCCGCGUCAAAGCUGCCCAUUUUGAUGCUGACUGGGGAGUGGAGGAUGACACUCGCCUGCUCCUCGGAAUUUAUGAGCACGGCUACGGGAACUGGGAGCUUAUCAAAUCGGACCCAGAGCUGAAAUUAACAGACAAGAUCCUGCCUGUCGAGCCAGACAAAAAGCCCCAGGGGAAGCAGCUCCAGGCCCGAGUUGACUACUUGUUAAAACUGCUCAAGAAAGAACUGGAGAAGAAGGAUGGCGUGAAGGAAAUAGAGGAGAGCAAGCUGAAGAAGCGGAGGCCCCGUGUCAAGAAAGAGAACAAGUCUCCCAAAGGAAGGGACGAGCAAGGGAAUGAGCUCUCCUCCCCUCGGCACUCGGACAACCCUUCGGAAGAGGGCGAGGUCAAGGAGGAUGGAUUGGAUAAGAGCCCUUUGAAAAAGAAGCAGAAGAAGAAAGAGAAUAAAGAAAACAAGGAAAAACAGGCAACGGGCAGGAAAGACAAGGAAGGAGACAAAGAGAAGAGGAAAACGGACAAAAAAGAGAAGCUGAAAGGUGGCGAGGCCAAAGCCGGUGGCAAAGGGAAGAGAGUUCAGGGACCCGUUCACAUCACCGCGGGGAACGAGCCGGUCCCAAUUGGGGAGGAUGAAGAUGAUGAUUUGGACCAAGAAACCUUCAGCAUAUGCAAAGAGCGGAUGCGGCCGGUCAAGAAGGCCCUGAAGCAGCUGGACAAGCCAGACAAAGGGCUGACGGUGCAAGAGCAGCUGGAACACACGCGGAGCUGCUUGCUGAAGAUCGGCGAUCGUAUUUCCGAGUGCCUGAAAGUCUAUUCUGACCAGGAGCACAUCAAGCUCUGGAGAAGAAACCUGUGGAUAUUUGUAUCCAAGUUUACGGAAUUCGAUGCCAGGAAGCUGCACAAGCUUUACAAAAUGGCUCACAAGAAGCGGUCCCAGGACGAGGAGCAGGAGCAAAGGAAAAAGGAAGAAGCGGCGGGAGGAAAAAAGCUCUUUCGACAGGAGCCCUCCGGUUCCAGCCGUGAUUCUGUGAUGUCCCAGAUCCCCCACGGCCCUCAUGGUCAGAAGCUCCACCCGCCUCCCGCGCAUCAUACCCAAAUGCACGGGCACCAGAGGGAUAACUACAACCACCCGAACAAAAGGCACUUCACUAACGCAGAUCGAGGCGAAUGGCAGAGGGAGCGCAAAUUCAACUAUGGUGGCAAUGCCAACCAGAUGUGGGGCGGAGAGCGGCACCAUCCGUACGAGCAGCACUGGUACAAGGAACACCACUACGGAGACCGCCGGCAGCCUCAUCGCACUUCGAAUUACCGGCUGAACAACCUGUCCCGCAAACGGCCGUACGAGCCGUACAACAGUGACCGAGACCACAGAGGCCACCGGGAUUAUUACGACAGACAUCACCAUGAUUCCAAGCGGCGGAGGUCGGAUGAGUUCAGGACCCCAAAUUAUCACCCGCAGGACUUUAGGAGGAUGUCUGACCACAGGCCUCCCAUAGGUUACCAUGGCCAAGGCCCCUCGGACCAUUACCGGUCUUUCCACCUUGACAAAUCAGCAGAUUACAAACAGCCGCUCCCCCUUCCUCACUCCCAAGUCAUGGACCCUCGCUCUCCACCGUCACAGAAGUCCCCCCAUGACGCCAAGUCCCCCCUGGAUCAUCGGUCGCCGCUGGAGAGGUCUUUAGAACAGAAGAACAAUCCAGAUUUUAACUGGAGCGCCCGGAAGACAUAGAGAUCAGGAGAGGAGAGGAGGGAGACCCAUACUUGCUCCGAGGUAAACAGCAAUUGCUGGUUUACCAGGCCCUGACCUGGAGACUCCGAACAGGUUGCCCUUGGACUGGGCUCUGUGUCUGCGGAAGGAUCGUAGGAGCCGGACUUCGUCAGGGCAUCUGAAUUUCUGUCCUGAUCUCUCCUCCCAUAACCCCACUGGCCGAACAUCGGGAGUUGCUUUCCUUGCGCCCAAGCGACCUGUUGGGGAAAGGCAGGGCCUAUCGGUUUUUUCCCACCCGCUUUCGUUCGUGUGCCUAAAGUCGGACGGACUCUCAUGAACGUCGGGGAGUUUGCAGUCGGGCCCCCCCCAAGUCUUGGGACUUGAAUGUCCGGCUGGGUGGGAAACAAGUUGUGCGGCUUUGGUGUUAGGAUUCGAAGUGCUGCUGGAGGGGUAAACACGUAGGGAGGAGGGGGGGACGUGGACGCUGAACUCGGUGGUUCAACGUGUGAAAUGGGGGCUUUGGGGGGAAGAUUGAUGAGGAAGGACUGAAUCCCGAGCUUGCUGAAGUGGCUCUUGAGUAACCAAACCUGAAUCUUACUAUGGGCCUUCUAAACAGUGGGCCUCUCCUGGAGUACGCUGCCAAAAAAAAGUGAAUUCUUCGCCCCACAGAAUAGUCCUUUUCCUUCCAGGUUCACCGUUUCUCAUGCCAUCUUCAUUUCAUUGUGCUGUAUACGCAGCCAGAGGAAGCUAGUGACAGAGUAUUAGGGGGGGGGGUCCCUUGAACUCGGGGAGGAGAGGGGUCUCCAUGGGUGGGUUAAAUAACACCUUCAAAUGAGGGGGAGAGGAAGAACUGAGCACUUGAGUGUGGCUCUGUGGGAAAGCAACCACGUUACCUGACAGAAGUUCUUGUGCCCCCCAUUUCCUCCACUUCUGCUCUCGACAACCAUCGUAAAGCUGACCUGGACCUGUGGCACUGAGAGACUUUCCCAGCAGCAGAGAAGCACAGGUUUGUAUCCCGAUAUUAGAUCUCUACAAGUGUUUCAAGAUGGCCGCCUGGGUGCUUCCUGUUAGAGUACAGGUACCCUCCAGAAGGGAUGGAAGGGCACAGCACAAAGAAGGAGCCACUUGGCUGAGAAGGGACAGAAAUGGCCAGCUUAACUCUUAGGCAACAAGCUGAUCGCUAACGCCGAGUCAAUCAGCCAUCGCUGCUUGGUGAAAAUGUCAUGUGCAUCAGCUCGGGAGGAGCUUCAUUCCCUGUUGGGUUGUGCGUGUACAAGAACCGCAUCCCAAAUCUGUGUGCUGCUUCAGGAUUUUAGGCUGGUUCAUCUCUCAGACUCAGGAGAAAGAAACCGAGAAGCCCUCUUCGAUGAGCCAGCUACGUAUUAAGGCCUGAAGCGUUAGGAUGAGAGGCAUUCCUCAAAUUCAUGGUUUGAAGCUGGCGCUCCAUCUCAGCUGCAGGUGCCAGCUUGCACUUCCAUAAUGAACAAGCAGGACGCAACACACACACCCCCUUCACACACCCCUGAAACAAAUCCUGCAAAUGGUGGUUUGCUUUCUGGUGGGCCCAAGUUGUACUGCUGCGGCCAGGUUAAUUCGAGAAGUGUUAAGGAGUCAUAUCCCUGAGUGUUUUGACUUUUCAAGAGUGUUCAGCCUGGGAACCUGUCGGAUUCUGAGCGUCCUCCGUGAUUUGAAUAAGCUGUGAUAGUAGGAAAUACACUAGGGGUUUUUGAGAGGGUCCUUUUAUUUUCAGAUGGGGCGUCUGGCUUAUAAUGUGAAUUCUGAACACAUCUCCCCCUCCUGACAGGCCUCUGUCCCAAUGAAGGAUAUUUGCGUGCCAUAAUGUUGUAGCUAACAACAGGACUGACAAAGAGUUUGUGUGUCUGUGCUUAAGUAACACCCAAUCCUCAAAGUAUUACAGGAAAGUAAGCUCAGCGGAGGUUGAUAGGGGUUGCAUUGAAGUAAGGUGUCUGCAAACAUGGAAGAGGCAUUUAUUUCCCUUGUUGGUGUGUGUGGGGGGGUGUUUCAAGGAGGAUGGUGGGGUGAUCAGCUAUGGUGAAGGUUUAAUCUACGACUUUUUAAAAAGUUUGCACUUAAUGGAGAAGGAUUUAUCAGGGCUUGACAAACACAUUGAAAGGAUCCGAUUAAGGGGAAAUAAUAAGCACAAAGCUUCGAGGCAUUUCUGCUUUUUAUCUGAAUAGGGGGAAUAUGCAUUUUUAAGCCAAUGGUCAUAGUAUCGUCUGCUAUGCUUAUUCCACCACACGUUCGUUCACCCCCACCCCUCAAUUGCUUGCAGUUUGCAGGCAUGAGAAAAAAAAAUCACACACUUUAUUUCUGAUAUUCUCCGUAAACGGUAUUAAAUGCUCAAGCCGAAAGUACAGAGAACCCUGGCUGUGGGGUGGGUGGGGGUAAAGGAUGAAUGCUGGAUUGGUGUCCAUUUUGGGUGGAUAAUUAAUGGAUUAUUUGGGGAGGGGGGAGGGAGAGAGACUUGCUGUGACCCAUUUCAGUGACCCACAGCACAAUUUUGGUCUAUCCAUUGCAGUGUCCCCAGUAAGCAGGACAGAAGAGUUGUUCCUCACAAAAUCAUGGACUUCAAAGGGGAAAAGAGAAACCCCUGUUGACUCAAGAAAAAAAGAAAGCAAAACAGUAAUUAACUUAUAUUUGUGACAAAACAUUGCCACUGUCCUAGUGAUUUCUGAUGUAAAUAUGUUGUUUAUAGAGUAUGUAUUAAAUUUUCCUACAUUGUAAAACAGUUUGAUUCUUGUAUAUUAAAAUGUGACACAGACGUUUUCACAAGCUUUUUCUGGCUCCUUUUUGUUGGCUGGCGACAGGAGAAAGAUUCUAGCGGGGCUUAUCGUGUUAAGAAUUUUGAUCUCCGAUCUAUUGUCAGACCAAAGGUUUUGCGCCUCUGGGAGGAUUCCAUGUGCGCCUUCAAUUUUCCUUUCUUGAAAUGCUCUCUGGAGUGAGAAGCGGUGUUGUGCAGAGAUUAAGAGUACUGAGCUAGAGAACUGAAUCGUGACGAUUAUCACAUGACCUACGCUACCUCACAGGGCUGUUGUGAGGAUAAAAUGGGCAAAGGAGACUGACUGUAUGUUCAGUCCUGGAAGGACAGGAUUGAUUUUUUAAAAAUGUGAUAGGCUGGGGAAGCAAAAGAUUACUGUUUGCUUAUUAGCAUGCACUCCCCCAGAUGGGGUAAUAAAUGUUCAGUGUUGGCCUAAUAAUAAAUUGCAUUGGAAA
Molecule: messenger RNA, 9651 nt
Organism: Eublepharis macularius
Lineage: Eukaryota; Metazoa; Chordata; Lepidosauria; Squamata; Eublepharidae
Gene: CHD2
Product: chromodomain helicase DNA binding protein 2
Exons: 38
Coding region: 949-6438 (1829 amino acids)
Biological process (GO): nucleosome organization; regulation of transcription by RNA polymerase II
Cellular component (GO): chromatin; nucleus
Molecular function (GO): ATP binding; ATP hydrolysis activity; chromatin binding
Source: RefSeq, a predicted model, not a curated record